AUGAGAGAGGACCAAGGAUUGAGAAGCCACGUCUUGAGAGGGCUAGAGUUGAGAAACCACGAUCUGAUGAGAAACCAGCUGAUAGGCCAAGAGCUGAUACUUGUUCAAGCCCCUUGUGUGCUUGAUGAAGAGAGCCUUCAAGCUUUGUUUGAUGAGCCACUAGGAAGGGCUCUAAAAGAAGGGGAGGAUGCAGCCUCUAAGGCAAGACCAGGGAUAAAAGAAAGGAUCCACCAGCUCAGGCCCCUUCAGUCAAGCCAUCUCAGCUCACAAUGA
Microthlaspi erraticum is the source of this 273-nucleotide messenger RNA. NCBI's taxonomy places the organism in Eukaryota, Viridiplantae, Streptophyta, Magnoliopsida, Brassicales, Brassicaceae. The record is from the annotation of a GenBank genome assembly.